GCAGUCUACCAGUAAGUUUGAGAGCUCACAAUAACCGACUAGCAGGGAAAAUGAAGCUCCCAAUUUUUAUAGCGGAUGCAUUCACAGCAGAAGCAUUUCGUGGGAACCCUGCUGCUGUUUGCCUCCUAGAAAAUCAACUGGAUGAAGACAUGCAUCAAAAAAUUGCAAGGGAAAUGAAUCUGUCUGAAACUGCCUUUAUCCGAAAAUUACAACCAACUGACAACUUUACGCAAAGUGCCUGCUUUGGACUAAGGUGGUUCACGCCUGCAAGUGAGGUCCCCCUCUGCGGCCACGCCACCCUGGCUUCUGCAGCUGUGCUGUUUCACAAAAUAAAAAAUGUGAAUAGCACUCUGACCUUCAUGACUCUGAGUGGGGAACUCAGGGCCAGAAAAGCAGAGGAUAGCAUCAUCCUGGACUUUCCUCUUUAUCCAGCCAAUCCUCAGGACUUCGGAGAAGUAAAGGAGUUGAUAAAGACUGCCCUAGGUGACACAGAGGUCCAGGACAUCCGCUAUUCUCCAGACACGCGCAAGCUCCUGGUGCGACUCAGUGAUACCUACGACAGGUCAUUCCUGGAGAACCUGAAGGUGAAUGCGCAGAGUCUGCUGCAGGUUGAAAACACAGGGAAGGUGAGAGGCCUCAUCGUCACCCUGAAAGGAAAGGCGCAGCCCCAGGCCAUCGACUUUUACUCCAGAUACUUCGCCCCGUGGGUUGGCGUGGCGGAAGACCCUGUAACAGGGUCAGCACAUACUGUUCUUGGCAGCUAUUGGUCCCAGCAACUGGGGAAGAAAGAGAUGCGUGCCUUUCAGUGUUCCCCCCGAGGAGGAGAACUGGCCAUUUCCCUGCGUUCUGAUGGAAGAGUUGACAUUCGAGGUGGCGCUGCGGUGGUCUUAGAAGGCACCCUGACAGCCUAGACGUGAUGGCGCUUUUGAACAACCAUAGAUUUUCUGCAAAUGAAGAGAUGCAAGUGCUGUCUUAGCAAGCUGGAUAGUAGUAACAGGCUUAAUUUUUAUGAUCAAUAUGGAAAAAUGAUGACAUGUUAAUGGAGAUUUAUUUUUUUUGCAGUGCUGGGGGUCAAGCCCAGAACCUCACCUGUAAGAGGUGUGAGCUCUACCAUUGAGCUGCAUCCCAGUCCAAAUUGGAGAGUCAGUGUUUCCUGAUUAAGGCCACUUUGACUCUACCUAUGAGUGUGUUUGAAAUAUUAG
Sorex araneus (European shrew) is the source of this 1202-nucleotide messenger RNA. It is a transcript of the gene PBLD, whose product is annotated as phenazine biosynthesis like protein domain containing. Bases 51 to 911 code for a protein of 286 amino acids. NCBI's taxonomy places the organism in Eukaryota, Metazoa, Chordata, Mammalia, Eulipotyphla, Soricidae. The record is from RefSeq and is a predicted model, not a curated record. The transcript has 9 exons. Gene Ontology annotation, cellular component: cytoplasm. Gene Ontology annotation, molecular function: isomerase activity. Gene Ontology annotation, biological process: biosynthetic process.